UCUUUUGGACCUGCAGUUCCUUCUCUCUUUGUCCUGAAGUCCACUCCCUGGUGAGGCAGCAAGAAAUAGUCUGGUUUCGUUUACCAGGAAGUCGCCGCCUUCCCCGCUGCAAUAAAAGAGUUUAAAGUGAAAGUGAAAGUCACAACUGUUGAGCGUCAACACUUCGAGAUGGAUAAAAUCUUCAACCUACUGCAGAAGCACAGACUGGAGUCUUACUACAAUAAAUUCCGUGAGAUGGGUGUAGAAGAUGAGCGGGACUUCAUCGACGGAGUGACCGAUGACGACCUGAUGAACAUCGGUUUGAGUCAAGUGGAGAGGAACCGUUUCUGUAAACUGAAAGACGCGAUCGGCCGCCUGCGAGCUCCUCCUGCUGGCGCCGCGAUGUCCGUGAGCAGAUCCCUGGGCUGCUUCUGUCUGCAGUACACGUACCCCAAGUGCCCCGAAGCCAGGCACAUCACAGAUAUGGAUCCCGCUCAGAACACGGUGGAAGACCUGAUGCUGAGGAUCUGUCACCUGGAGGCCGUCAACCCGUCCAUAGGAGUCUGUCUCUACACAGCGGACGGAAUGCCGUUGACGGACGACCCGUUCUUCAACACAUGGUCUUUAAAAGAUAGACACAUUGAAAAUGGAGACGAAAUCUACGCCAUAUUCACACCAAGGAAGAACCUGAGAGCAGCUCAUCAAAGGUCCACGGCAGAAGUUCCCAGAAGCUGCGGCACGGAUGUGGUCCGAUGCCACGUGAUGCUCAUGGGCGACUUUGAGGUCCCGGUGGAUCUGGCAAGUGACACCAUGGCCACUUUGAAGAAACGUCUUGCCAAUGAAAAUGGAGUCCCAGCACAUGUUCUUCAUUACAGGCCCGAUCUGUCCGGAGUUGAGAACGCCAGCGGCGACACGUUGGAGAGUUGUGGAAUCUCCGAGGGGUCGACGGUGUACUUCUCCCUGUCCACGUUUCCUGAGGACAUUCAGGACCAGGACCAGGAUAUGUUCUUCAUGGACGACGUGGAACCUUCAGUGCAACAAACGGCCAAAGGAUUAAGUGUCUUCUUGUCUUCUCUGUACAUCAUUAAACACAAAGGUCUGGGAGUUAGCCGCACGGAUUUGAUCGGAUACAUACGGAAACUGACUGGAUGCCACCCACUGGCCCAAAGUUUGCACCAGUUAAUCUGUAGGAAUGAGAUCACAUCCAAGAAUCAGAAGAUCGCAGUGGUUGAAGGCUUGUACAUGCUCUUUAGAGAACUUCUACCUCAGCUUGGAAGGAGCCACGGAGAGAAGAUCAUCGAGGAUCUUGAUGUCUUUGAGUACUCAACGUGCUGCUGGGCCUAUCUCCUGUCAGAAGCAAAGAGCGAGACGUCCGAUCAUGAGAGCUACGCACCUCGUUCUCUGACGUCCGAUGAAGGCAGCCGGUUCUGUGACCCAGUCACUGUGACUGGAAUACCAGGUGUCCUAGAAAGAGCCGUUGUACUUCAGAAAAUCAAAGAUGGUGAGAAGAUUCCACACUACCCCAAAGAGGUCUUGAGGGAAACGUCCCUCCAAAGAGCCACCGACAUUGAGAAGAUUCUGCUCAGUGUUCAUCCAUCACUGAAAACAUAUUAUCUCUCCAUGUCUCAUGCGAGUGUGACUGGGCUGAACUUUUACAUAAAUACCCAGAAGGCCUUUGGAGACAUGGCAGAAGAACUGAAAGCUUUCCCUCAACUCAAUGUGUCUCCUCCGCUGCGUUUGAAGGACCUCUGUGUUGAUGGACUACAGCUGGUUCUCCUGAGUAAAGACAACCUUGGUGUGUAUUUGAGUAAGGACAAGGCAUGUCCUGCUAAGAUCGUGGUGUAUGACUGUACGGCUGGAAAAACCCGAAAUAUGGACGUGGACACGUUAGCGUCUCAAACCGGUGACCACAGGGAAGACGAUUCAUUCACCACAACCAGGAUUCCAAAAGAGGCCAUAGUGGUCCUGAUAGAUACGAGCUCAUCCAUGGCGGAGAAGUGCUAUGACAGUGUGGACAUAAAGAAAAUCCACGCUGUGAAAGAGCUCUUUGACAACUUUGCCACACGUACCAUGGCUUACGAUUUCCACCACGUCAUCGGCCUUGUGGAGUUUAACACUGAAUUGAAAACUCACGCGUUCACGGAAACACUGGAAAAAUUCAAGCAACAUGUGCGUACCAUUCAGGCCGGAGGACAGACAAAGCUUUACGAUGCUCUACAUCGUGGAAUGCACGAGUUGGAAAAUGUCAAGAAGUUUCCACACUGCAGACUUCGCAUUCUCUGCCUCACAGACGGAAAUGACGUCGGAUCUUUAAAUAAGCCAGAAGACGUUGCUGCCAACCUGAUAAAAGCCAACAUCAUUGUGGAUUCGAUUCUUCUCGGAAAGGUGGAGAACAAUAUUCUGUGUGGGAUCAGCCAUGCGACGGGCGGUUGCUGUUUCAAACCGGAGACAAGCAAAGACGGCCUGAAGCUGUUUGAGAUUGAGACCGUUCUCUCUUUGGAGAUGAGGAAACCCAAGACCAAAGCUCAGCCGUCUUCUAUCACUCUGAGUUUUAUAAAAGCAAUAGCUGCUCUUCACGGGUAUGAUGGGUUUCCGGAGGCUGUCUUGCCGAGCCAGAUGAGCGGUAAAGUGACCGAGACGGACAGUGCUCUGAAAAAUAAGAUCCGGGACGCCAGAGUCUCUCAGUUGAUGGAGAAGGACAGACGUAUCGUGGCGGAGCUGAGGAGCCUGCAUUGUGACCCGCAUCCAUACUUCAGCAUCUUCCCAUCGGAAUCUGACUUCACCUUCUGGAAGAUCCUCAUGGAAGGACCUCCUGACACACCUUAUGAGAAAGGAACCUUCGAGCUGUUCUGCCAGUUUGGGUCCGACUACCCGGUGAAGCCUCCACUGGUUCGCUUCGUCACGCCGGUGUACCACUGCAACAUCAACAGCGUGGGCCGCAUCUGCCACAACAUCUUUGACCGGAACUACAACGCCCAGAUCACCGUGAGGAAUAUCCUCAAUGCUGUGUACGGACUGCUCAUCAUCCCAGAGCCUGAAGAUCCUCUGGACAGCAUUCUGGCCGAGGAGUUCCUCACCAGCCGAGGGAAGUAUGAGGAGGAAGCCAGAAAACACACAGAGGAAACCGCCGCAGAGUCCCGGGACGACAUGGAGAAGAAACUGGUGAGUCCUGAGAAACGCCUGGUUCCCCAACAUCUCGUCUGCCCGCUCACCAACAAGAUGUUCGUGGAUCCGGUGAAGACCAAAUACGGAACGGUGUACGAGCGAAAGGCCAUCGAGAAGCACCUCAAAACGCAGAAGAGCGACCCGAGGGGCGACCCGGCGGCGCCGCUCACUGAAGCCGACCUCCGGCCGGCCAACGAGAUGAAGAAGAUGGCGAUGGAUCAGCGCUCCAGGCAAAUCCAGUAGGAGCUCCAGUGUGAGAGGUCACGUGAGGUGAAGGCGGGCGACCUGGUGCCGCUCGGCUUCCAAGAUGCAAGAUGAAGACAGACGUCCGUCGAAAACCAAAGUAAAAGAAGUGACGAUUAAUCUGCACGAUGAAUAUUCCUCCAUUUGAUCCACGUCGAGAUCUAAAGCGCCUUAAACCACAAAGCACAUUGACGGAUGGUCACAAGAGGAAUUGCAGUUAAACAAUUGUCAUUUAGUGGUUUUUAUUUUUAAUCUAUUUUAAACUGAAUCUGUGCCAAUAGACAUUUACCUGUGAUAUAUCUGAUUGAUGAAGUAAUUAAAGAAAAGAUGAAGUGAUUGUUUAAAUGGACACUUUAAUGGAAAGCAACAUGAAAUAUUCACUGCACAUUAUACGUCAUUUAAAUAGGAUGUUAGGAUGCUUGAACCUGAGUUUUCCGCUUAAUGUAGAGAAAUAUUACAUCAUGAACCCAACCAAUAAAUGUUGAGUAAUGUCAUCAAUUCUUUGCUCGGUGUAAUGAUGUAAAUAGAAGUUCUUAACUCUACUUGUAUUAAAAGCUUCUCAGUUUCAACAUUGA
Molecule: messenger RNA, 3962 nt
Organism: Gasterosteus aculeatus aculeatus (three-spined stickleback)
Lineage: Eukaryota; Metazoa; Chordata; Actinopteri; Perciformes; Gasterosteidae
Biological process (GO): protein ubiquitination
Molecular function (GO): ubiquitin-protein transferase activity
Source: RefSeq, a predicted model, not a curated record